GGACACCCUGUACAAUGUUUGGACUGUUUUUUUCAGAAUCAGUUUGAAAAUGGAUGUUGACAAACAGCUGUUUGAAGUUUUUGCUUUCCAUGGCGCACUCCUGCUAGUCAAAACCUGUAUCAUGUCAUUCCUAACUGCCAGGCAACGUUUUGCAAAAAACAUUUUCAUCUCCAGGGAGGAUAGACUCAACAAGAAAACUAAGAUUGGAACAGGGUUAAACGACGACAUUGAGAGAGUUCGACGUGCACAUCAGAAUGAUAUAGAGAAUAUAUUUCCCUUUUUUACUUUGGGAUUUCUGUAUUUGUUCACCAACCCUGCUCUAUCUACAGCUACAACAGUUUUCAGGAUUUUUUCCGGUGCCAGAAUUGCACACAGCAUAGUUUAUCUUUUGGAAGUCCCACAGCCGGCUAGAGUUAUAGCUUUUAUGAUUGGAAACCUAGCCAACGUUUUCCUUGGAUUUCAAGUUCUAACUUUCUUUAAAAAUUCUAUGUAAUAUGAAAAAUAAAAAUAUAAAUGUACAGAAUUUGUUAAAUAACUAAUUGAAUAAGUUGAAAUCCUUAUUAAAAGCAGUGCCAGUGCUAUAAAAUACAUUAUAUUUUUA
Messenger RNA from Eurytemora carolleeae, 601 nucleotides. RefSeq names its product microsomal glutathione S-transferase 1. The transcript is spliced from 7 exons. Lineage: Eukaryota; Metazoa; Arthropoda; Copepoda; Calanoida; Temoridae. The record is from RefSeq and is a predicted model, not a curated record. Gene Ontology annotation, cellular component: membrane. The coding region runs from base 50 to 493 and encodes 147 amino acids.